Cotesia congregata is the source of this 1125-nucleotide messenger RNA. The record is from the annotation of a GenBank genome assembly. NCBI's taxonomy places the organism in Eukaryota, Metazoa, Arthropoda, Insecta, Hymenoptera, Braconidae.
AUGGCUACGGAAUUGUUACUCGGUGUCAGAUUAAUUCCUGGAUUGUCAAAAGUUUUAAAAAUAAAUGACAUUAAUUUACAAGCUAAAGUUGAAAAUUUGCGAAUGGAAACUGCUUCUAAAAUUGAGCUUCCUAAAGAUUCAUUUGAGCUCAUAUACUGCGGCUGCAUACUUGAGGAUGACGUUACCCUAGAGUCAUGUGGUCUGAAAAAUGGAUCGAUGGUUCACGUGCUGAAGAAAAAGGCUUCAGAAUUACCCGUACCAGCAAAGUCUAUUCCUGAGGAAAGUAUCUUGCAAUUGGCAUCUGCUUUCAGGUCAUUCAAUGAGAAUCCAGCGUUGAAAAGUGCAUUGCAUCGUUUGAGCAAACGGCCAGAAGUUAUUGAAAAUAUUAUUUUAACAACUCCUGGACUCAGUGAAGACUCGGUAGCAAUAGCAAUGCUUCAAGAUCCUGAUCUUAUGGCCCACUUUACUCACUCUGACACUGUUAAAAGAAUUGCAGAGUUACACCCAUUGUUAAUUGAAGCGGCGCAAAUGAUAGCAGCAGCAGUUCACGAGGAAGCGCACAAUGCAGCGGCGACAGCUGGACCCUCGUCAUCAGCGAUGAACGCGGCAUCAACCGCGUACUCCUACAGCCUGGACAAUAUGAGCGACGACGAGAUGGCGGGCGACUCAUCUCAAUCGUCAGAUUCAGCGCAUCAUCAAAAUGGGUCAUCGCGUACCGGCGCAAUGGCAAUUACAACCGCGCAAUUAGCCGCAGCUCUGGCACGAGCCGGUGCUGGUACUCAAUCGGCUCCACCCCCCUCAAGCUCCUCGUCCUCGGCAUCAACCGGAAGCUUCAAUUCUGGAAUCAUAACUACGGAAAUGUUUACCCAAGCGAUGCAACAAGCCUUCGCUGUGAGCUCUGGUGGAGCACAGGCAGCCUCUCCAGCUUUGCAAUCAGCUUCUGCUAAUCCAGCGACAUCUGCUCCAGGAGCAGCAGCACCUGGAAGUAAUCUCGAAAGACAGCUCGCUCAAAUGCACGAAAUCGGGCUUCAAAAUGAUACUAUUAAUGUUCAAGCUCUUGAAUUUACCAAUGGCGAUGUACAGGCCGCUAUUGAACUUGUCUUUAGUGGUCUAGGUGAUAAUUAA